ACAGGUUUCUAUUGUCCGUGUAUCAGCUGUUACUGAAGACUAGUUUACCUUCAGAUUACUACAUAACUCUGAUAUAUACUCUGUUAUAUACUCUGAUAUAUAGCAGCUGUUAUAUUUACUGAUAUAAAGCAGCUUCCUGUCGUCAGCAGCGGUGGAGAAACAUGGAUGAAAACAAGAUGGUGACGGGUAAAGUGAAGAAGCCGGGGAAACGCGGCCGUAAACCUGCAAAGAUCGACCUGAAGGCCAAACUGGAGCGAAGCCGGCAGAGCGCCAGAGAGUGCAGAGCCAGGAAGAAGCUCCGCUACCAGUAUCUGGAGGAACUGGUUUCCAGUAAGGAGAGAGCCAUCUGUGCCCUGAGGGAGGAGCUGGAGAUGUAUAAGCAGUGGUGUUCGGCCAUGGAUCAGGGGAAGAUUCCCUCUGAGAUUAAAGCUCUGCUGACCGGAGACGACCACAAGAUGUCUCAGAGCGGCAGCAGCGCCCAGAAAUCCUCCAAGAACUCCAAGAACAGCAUCAACGGCCCCAGAGACUGAGCUACGGAGGCUACGCAGCGCCCCACACACACACUGAGCUACGGAGGCUACGCAGCGCCAUACACACACAUCACACUGAUCUACGGAGGCUACGCAGCGCCCCACACACACACUGAGCUACGGAGGCUACGCAGCGCCCAUACACACAUCACACUGAGCUACGGAGGCUACGCAGCGCCCAUACACACAUCACACUGAGCUACGGAGGCUACGCAGCGCCCAUACACACAUCACACGGAGCUACAGAGGCUACGCAGCGCCCACAUACAUCACACUGAGCUACGGAGGCUACGCAGCGCCCCACACACACACAUCACACUGAGCUACGGAGGCUACGCAGCGCCCACACACAUCACACUGAGCUACGGAGGCUACGCAGCGCCCCACACACACACACAUCACACUGAGCU
Scomber japonicus (chub mackerel) is the source of this 940-nucleotide messenger RNA. It is a transcript of the gene crebl2, whose product is annotated as cAMP responsive element binding protein-like 2. NCBI's taxonomy places the organism in Eukaryota, Metazoa, Chordata, Actinopteri, Scombriformes, Scombridae. Gene Ontology annotation, cellular component: nucleus. The record is from RefSeq and is a predicted model, not a curated record. Gene Ontology annotation, molecular function: DNA-binding transcription factor activity. The transcript is spliced from 3 exons. Gene Ontology annotation, biological process: regulation of DNA-templated transcription. Bases 162 to 530 code for a protein of 122 amino acids.